AUGGAACAAGAUACCCAACUCCCAAUCCCAAGCAACCACCAAAACGACGACGUUUUCUUCGACGCCCUCGACGAUUUCCCUCCCUCCUCCUCCGAUGAUGACCAACCAGAUCAAUCCACGGCGUCAUCCUCCUCCACCCUCCAUGACCCCGAUUCCAAACCCUCUCCGCCCUCCCACCUCCGUCUCCGGCCAUCCCGCCGUCAACUCUCCGGCGACGACUCCAACACCUCCACUUUACAAUCCUCCCAAACCGACGCCAGGCUCAACUACCGAGGCAGAAAGUUCAGACUUCGCCGGAAUUUCAACCCGCCAGAGCCGAAUCAGGACCCGGUCCAGCCGGCGCAAGCUCCGACCGACCAGAAAGACGAGGGCUCGACUGUCACCACCGCCGCCAACGACGACGGAGUCACCGACUCGGCCGACUCGGCCACGCAACUCGGUGACUCGUCUUGUAACCCUCUUGUGUUCGUAGCUGGAUUAGUAAUCAAAGCAAUUGGGCUCCAAAUUAACCUAAUAAUUAGCAUUGUAACAUUCCCAGCUUGGAUUUUGUAUAAUGCCUACAUGUUAUUUGUUGACCCUUUACAAAUUGUGGGUAGAGGGAGAGAGUUUGUGAUGGCAAAGUUGGUAAAUUUAUCGGCUUUGGCCGCUGGAGCGGUGAGUCCUUUGGUUGGGGAGUGGGUGAAGGACAAGGACUCGGUUUGGAAGGCGGCAUUGCGAUUCGGGUGGGGUUUGCUGUGGGCGUUUUAUGUGGGGUUUGUGUUGUGUGGUCUUUUGGUGUCGUCGCUUUUUUUUAGUGCGGUUUUUAUGAGGUACAUUGUGUCCGAGCCGCUGCAGAUGAAGGAGAUGUUGAACUUUGAUUACACUAAGCCUAGUCCGGUGGCGUAUUUGCCGGUGGUGUCGUGUGCAGGGGUCAGUUGUGGUGUGGAUUGUUAUGAGAAGGUUAAGGAUGGGGUGAUUUUGGGGUAUCGGGUUAUACCUGCGGGGCAUAAAUUGGCGGCUAGUGUUAAGUUUGUGUUGCCUGAAUCGGAGUAUAACAGGAAUCUUGGGAUGUUUCAGGUCAGGGUAGAUUUCCUGUCUGCAGAAGGCAAAACCCUUGCCAGUUUGAGCCAUCCAUGCAUGUUAUAUUUUAAAAGCGAGCCAAUCCGCCUUCUAUUGAUGUUCAUAAAGAUUGUUCCUCUGGUGUCUGGCUACAUUUCAGAGUCCCAAACUCUGAAUCUGAAGUUCCGGGGGUUCACGGAAAGUGAUAUUCCUACUGCCUGCUUGAGAGUGACAAUCGAACAACGCGCAGAAUUCAAUCCUGGUGCUGGUAUUCCCGAAAUAUAUGAUGCAUCUAUGACCCUUCAAUCAGAACUUCCCCUGUUCAAAAGGAUCAUAUGGAACUGGAAGAGUACUAUAUUUGUUUGGAUGAGUAUGAUGAUGUUCGUUAUGGAGAUGCUCUUUGCUCUCGUCUGUUGUAGACCUCUAGUUAUUCCGAGAGCAAGGCCAAGGGCUGCUUCUGUCAACACCAGUCGCACUCGAGCUCAAACCAGCGAUCCAGUACGAAACUAGCUGGAAGAUGCUGGUACUUGUUGAAGUAGGGUAACCCUUGGUAGAUGAGUGUUUAGCCUGUUAGUCUUUAGCUUCAAAUUCUCCACCCAAUUUUUUAAUUCUUUAACCGCAGUGUAAAUAAUGCUGACUGUGUUUUGGUAUUUUGAAAUUUUAGUUUCCUUAUAAAUGCUGGAAAGUGCAUAUGCAGUUCGUUUUACAUCUGCAUUCUA
This is a messenger RNA of Fragaria vesca subsp. vesca, 1757 nucleotides long. RefSeq lists its product as uncharacterized. The transcript has 2 exons. The record is from RefSeq and is a predicted model, not a curated record. Gene Ontology annotation, biological process: lipid storage; lipid droplet organization. Gene Ontology annotation, cellular component: endoplasmic reticulum membrane. Lineage: Eukaryota; Viridiplantae; Streptophyta; Magnoliopsida; Rosales; Rosaceae. The coding region runs from base 1 to 1548 and encodes 515 amino acids.